Messenger RNA from Caenorhabditis angaria, 782 nucleotides. The record is from the annotation of a GenBank genome assembly. NCBI's taxonomy places the organism in Eukaryota, Metazoa, Nematoda, Chromadorea, Rhabditida, Rhabditidae.
AUGGAAUCAAAUUCGCAAUACGCCAGAAAAGACUAUUGGGACGAGCGCUUCAAAACCGAGGAGAAUUUCGAGUGGUUAAGUGGGCUCAAAGAUUUUCAACACAUUCUUCAGCCAAUCAUCCCAUUUGACGCAAAGUAUGUAUUUAGGUUCAAUGGAAAAUUUUUUGAAAAAAAAAGAAGAUUUUGUAUUCAGAAUAGCGCACAUUGGAUGCGGCUCAAGUCAAGUAUCAAUGCAACUUUAUGAAUUAGGCUAUCAUAAUAUCACAAAUAUCGAUUAUUCCGAAGUUUUAAUAUCGAAUUGCAAACAGAAUUAUCCACAUAUGAAAUGGAUAACUGAUGAUAUAACAAGUUUGGAAAAUCUAGAAGAUCAAGAAUUUGAUAUUGUUUUCGAGAAAGCCACAAUCGAGGCGAUUUUAGUGAAUGAAAAAAGUGCAUGGGAACCGUCAGAUUCAGCACUUCGAAGUCUUGAGAGCAUUUUCAGCUCAAUUUGUAGGAUAUUAAAGCCAGGAGGUUAUUUAGUUUCAUUAGAAUUUUCUAAUUCUUCCACUUUAAUUUUCAGGUCUAUUCAUCUCAGUUUCUUUCACUCAACCACAUUUUCGAAUUCCCGCUUUGCUUCGAGAAAAAAAUUGGAGAAUUUCAAAAAUGUUUGAAUUCGGCGAACAUUUUCAUUAUUUUGUCUAUGUUUGUCAGAGAAAAAAUGUUGAAAAAGCAAAAGAAGAAGAAGAAUCGGAGUUAGCUGAAAAAUAUCGACAUAUUGCUAAAUCUUGGCUCAGAGAUCUAUAG